UUAUUUGCAUUAUAGAUCUUAGUGUACCUAUACACAGUGAUUGUUUUGUGAGGUUUUCUUUAUGUGGUCGCUUCCUCUUUUUUUCUGUCCCAAUGAGCCUGAGCUCGUCUUUGGACCUGCGCAAAUCAUUGAGCAACCUAUUGUUGACAGUGGAACUCACAGCUCUCUCUGUCUAUAAUAGUGUUUCUUUCGUCGGUUUCUACUUCCAUUUGGUGGCUCAGGCUUAUGAAGAGAAAAUGGGUGUAAAAACCCAAAGCUGUGUCCUAUUUCUGUUGAUGUAUACACUGACCCUUGUGAAAAGUCAAGAAUGUACACGUGAAAAGUUUAUAACUGGCCCCCUGUUUGAUUCGAAUUUUGACACAACCAAUCUGGCGGCCACUUACCCCAGUGGAGAACAAGUGAGAGUGGGAUGCAAUGUUGGCUUCAGUGGCUUUUUCAAACUGCUGUGUAUCCAAGGAAACUGGCAGUCAAAAGGCCAACCAUGUCAACCGAAGUCAUGUGGCCAUCCUGGUGAAGCUAGUUAUGCAGAUUUUAAUCUGCAAAAGGGAGAAGAUUUUGUCUUUGGGUCACAAGUUGUGUACACCUGCCAUAAAGGUUAUCAAAUGGUCAGUCGCUCAAACGUCCGGCGCUGCAUGGCUGCAGGCUGGGAUGGUGUGGUUCCUGUCUGUGAAGCCAGACAGUGCCCAGCGAUUCACGUGGACGACACUGUCCAAGUAGCUGGAAACACAGAGGAAGCAGCCUAUGGCAAUGUCAUUCGAUUCAGCUGCAAAUCCAGGAGUUUAGUCCUCGAUGGCUCACAGGAACUGUAUUGUGAUGAAAAUGGAGAGUGGAGUGGCCAAGCUCCUACAUGCAAAGCGAUAACCUGUAAAGUACCCAUUAUUCGAAAUGGCUUUGUUACUGGGGAUGUGGAUGAGUACAGUGAAAACGAGUAUCUGUCCUUCCGUUGUAACCCUUCAUACAAAUCGGUUGAUGAAAGACCUUCAAAAUGCCUCAAAAGUGGAAUAAGAGCAAACUGGAGCCCCACACCUGUAUGUGAACGAAUAGUAUGUAAGCUGCCACCGACAUCACUGGAGGGAACACAGUACGAACCUGCAUCCGUCAAUGUGUUUUCACCUGGUGAAACAGUGAGAGUCGUUUGUGGACACAAGUACUGGAUUGAUAACCAUCGGGUAAGCUCAGCAGUGGUUACAUGCAAAGAGACUGGAGACUGGGACCUCAGACCAGUGUGCCAAGAGGUCACAUGCAGCAAUCAGAGACCGCAACAUGUGUAUAACUGGGAUGUUCAAUGGCGUGAAAAAAAAACAUUGGAUGAGACUGUAAGGUAUACGUGUGUGAGGGGCUACAAGAAGCCACAUGGUGUUAUCUUGGCUACAUGCACCAGAGAGGGAUGGAAACCAAAUCCUCUUUGUCAAGUCUCAGGGUCAUGUUCCAAACCUGAUGUACCAAAUGGAAUUGUAGCUGGUCCAUACAAUUAUACAGUGUUCUACACCUGUAAAGAAGGCUAUAAACUUUUUACCAGAGGCUGGUGGGCCAUGGCUAGAUGUGACAAGGCGUCUGCAUCGCAACAGUGGUCUGGAGUGGAAAAAUGCAUCGAGAAUGAAGCGUGUGGAGAAUUGCCAGCGAUUCUUAAUGGGAGAGCGAACAGACCAUAUGAACAAAGCUCAGAGGCCCCGAUUACUUGUGACCCAGGAUACAGACCAGAGGUUAAACAGCUGAAUUGUAGAGCGGGAGAAUGGCGUUCAAAUGGAUUUUCCCCCCAAGCAAUCUGUACACAACUUGCAGCAACUGCUAAACCUUGCGACCCACCACGUAAGGUUGACAAUGCUGUGGUUCAGGGUCGGUAUCAGAAGGAAUACUCGUCUGACUCAAGAGUAAUAUAUCUGUGCCGUAAAGAUUACAUGAUGGAGGGUGAACCUGGAAUCAUAUGCAAAAAUGGCCAAUGGAAGGGGAACAUCUUUCCUUGCAAACCAUACUGUGAAAAGCCCAAGAAGGAGUCAAUGAUCAUCACUGCAGACAAAGAAAUAUAUAUGGAUGGGGAGACCCUAAAGUACACCUGUGACACAAGUGGUGUUGAAGGCAUUGCAACAUGCCUCAACACUAAGUGGAAUGAAACAGAAAUAUGUGAAGUUCCUCUGGAUUGUGGCAGGUCGCCUUUUCUCACCAAUGGAGACACUAAAGAAACUUCUCGCAGCCACCACAGACACAACGAAAGGGUUGAAUAUGUCUGUCAGGCUUAUCAUACCAUGGAGGGGGAGUCCUACAAAACCUGCAUCAAUGGCAGUUGGGUUGGAGAGAUGAAGUGUCUCAAACCCUGCACUGCUGAUAAAGAAGCCAUGAGCUCACGUAAUAUCAGAUUCAAAUAUGUAGCGGAUGAUAAGCUAUAUUCAUUCCAUCUUCAAUGGAUCAGUUUUGCAUGUACCUAUGGAAGAAGUCAUGACGGCGCAAUCAACAUGCGUCAGAGGUGUGAGGAUGGGGUGAUGCAGCUGCCCACUUGCCAUUUGUGUUACCCAUGCAAAGUGCGUGCUGUGUGUCCCCAUGCGUCACGUUGUAAUAUUACACCCCUGCCAUCCCACGGGUCAGUCCAUGUUACUUCCUUUGAUCCCCCCCCCGAGGACAACAGCCCGGGGACAAGCACCAGAAAAACAGACUUUGUCAGGCUGUCAGCCUCCGACUGUGCCAAAAUGCAAGUGUCUUCCAUCUUUCUGUUACUCCACCUGUGGAUGAGCGUGAAAGUCUCUUCAUCACAGACUGCCCGACAGUGCCCAGCGAUUCACGUGGACGACACUGUCCAUAUCGAUGUCAUUCGAUUCAGCUGCAAAUCCAGGAGUUCAGUCCUCGAUGGCUCACAGGAACUGUAUUGUGAUGAAAAUGGAGAGUGGAGUGGCCAUGCUCCUACAUGCAAAGUUCCUCUGGAUUGUGGCAGGUCGCCUUUUCUCACCAAUGGAGACACUAAAGAAACUUCUCGCAGCCACCACAGACACAACGAAAGGGUUGAAUAUGUCUGUCAGGCUUAUCAUACCAUGGAGGGGGAGCCCUACAAAACCUGCAUCAAUGGCAGUUGGGUUGGAGAGAUGAAGUGUCUCAAACCCUGCACUACUGAUGAAGAAGCCAUGAGCUCACGUAAUAUCAGAUCCAGAUAUGGAUCGGAUGCUAAGCUAUAUUCAUUCCAUCAUCAAUGGAUCAGUUUUGCAUGUACCAAAGGAAGAAGUCAUGACGGCACAAUCAACAUGCGUCAGAGGUGUGAGGAUGGGGUGAUGCAGCUGCCCACUUGCCAGUUUAUCACAAAGUAUGUUUUUACUUUCUGGUUGAAAAGCAGAAUUGCUCAGAGGGAUUCUUUUAUAAAUGUGAUGGGAUACCAAAGAUGUCUAAGAAUUGAUCCAUCAUGGCACAGAGGACUUUCUGCAACGUUUAGUGUUACCCAUGCAAAGUGCGUGCUGUGUGUCCCCAUGCGUCACGUUGUAAUAUUACACCCCUGCCAUCCCACGGGUCAGUCCAUGUUACUUCCUUUGAUCCCCCCCGAGGACAACAGCCCGGGGACAAGCACCAGAAAAACAGACUUUGUCAGGCUGUCAGCCUCCGACUGUGCCAAAAUGCAAGUGUCUUCCAUCUUUCUGUUACUCCACCUGUGGAUGAGCGUGAAAGUCUCUUCAUCACAGACUGGAUGUUCCGGCAUCCCGAAUGUUCCUCACUCUCAGGUGUCGGAAAACUCCAAAAAAGCUGAGUACCAAAAAGGAGAUGUGCUGCGUUUUACUUGUGACACUGGCUACAUAUCAGGUCCGGCCAUCACUUAUAUAUGUAGCCCUGAGUUCGGAGGCUGGGCUGCAGUCCGUAGAGGAAGCUGCUACUUAAAGCCAUGUGAACUUCCGGAAGACACUGACAAUGGCUAUUAUCAAAUUAUCAAGGGUGAAGACUUUGUAUUUGGUACCACAAUCAAAUACUUUUGUAAUGAAGGGUAUCAAAUGGUGAGCAGGGAGGACACCAGGACUUGUUUGCUGGACAGAUGGACCAAUCACGUGCCGAUAUGUGAUCGUUUGAGCUGCGAGCCCCCGACCUGGGGCCGAGGGGUCAGAGUACAAGGUUUGCCCGAGAACGACGGCGCCAUAGUUCCUGGCCGCUCCCUCGCGUUCAGCUGCGAUAAUCCCGGGCAAGUUCUGAACGGCAGUUCCAGGCUGGUGUGUGGUGAGGAUGGACAGUGGAAUCAGCCGUUCCCUUCGUGUGAAGACACCACUUGUGAAGUUGGUCCGCUGCAGCCUCAUGUCACAGCGACCGGACUGCCAGCCCAAAAUGAAACAAUUAAGAACGGCCACAAGUUACGCUUUCACUGCGACAAUCGAUUAACAAUACAGGGGUCUCAAGAGAUUGAAUGUCUACCAACUGGGGAGUGGAGUGACGCCUUCCCAACCUGCGGCGCUAAUCAGGGUUGUGGCAGGUCGCCUUUUCUCACCAAUGGAGACACUAAAGAAACUUCUCGCAGCCACCACAGUCACAACGAAAGGGUUGAAUAUGUCUGUCAGGCUCAUCAUAUCAUGGAGGGGGAGUCCUACAAAACCUGCAUCAAUGGCAAAUGGAUUGGAGAGAUGAAGUGUCUCAAGCCCUGCACUGCUGAUGAAGAAGCCAUGAGCUCACGUAAUAUCAGAUUCGCAUAUGUAUCGGAUGCUAAGCUAUAUUCAUUCCAUCAUCAAUGGAUCGAAUUUGCAUGUACCUAUGGAAGAAGUCAUGACGGCACAAUCAACAUGCGUCAGAGGUGUGAGGAUGGGGUGAUGCAGCUGCCCACUUGCCAGUGAAAGUUAAAGUUAAAUGAAAGAGAUGCAAACGUGAACUGAAUGACAACCAAAGUCAACCUUUCUGCUGUCUAUUCUUCUGUGUGUUGUACAACAUGUAACUAAAUGAAUAUGGAUACAUGGCACAGAAGUGUAUGCUUCCACUACUUUGUCAUUUAGAGGUGAUUUGUCUCCAUUUAUUAGCUUGUGUGCUCUGACAUGAGUGAAAUCAAUGUUCACCAAACACGCUGUCUGUUUAUUUUAAUUUAAGUUUAAGUUGGCAAGCCCAAUAAAGGCCACAGAGGAGUAACUCUGUCACAGUAA
Molecule: messenger RNA, 5084 nt
Organism: Pungitius pungitius (ninespine stickleback)
Lineage: Eukaryota; Metazoa; Chordata; Actinopteri; Perciformes; Gasterosteidae
Gene: cfhl1
Product: complement factor H like 1
Exons: 27
Coding region: 93-4784 (1563 amino acids)
Source: RefSeq, a predicted model, not a curated record